This is a messenger RNA of Cuculus canorus (common cuckoo), 10337 nucleotides long. It is a transcript of the gene AKAP6, whose product is annotated as A-kinase anchoring protein 6. Gene Ontology annotation, cellular component: perinuclear region of cytoplasm; sarcoplasmic reticulum. Bases 245 to 7276 code for a protein of 2343 amino acids. NCBI's taxonomy places the organism in Eukaryota, Metazoa, Chordata, Aves, Cuculiformes, Cuculidae. The record is from RefSeq and is a predicted model, not a curated record. Gene Ontology annotation, molecular function: protein kinase A binding; transmembrane transporter binding. The transcript is spliced from 14 exons.
AAGGAUAUUUUUUUUUUAAAGAAUGUGAAAAGAAUGAUCUGUCUUAAAGUUCCUCCACAUAUCCUUUACUUGAAGUGUUGCAACUUGUGACCUGUCAGAAGGGAAAGGAUUCAAAGGAUUUGACUUUAAGAGCAACUAGGAUUAAGGAGAUAUUAGCUGCAAUACUGGAGAGCCAGUACAGAGAGUCAAGCACAUCGUAUCAAAAACCAGCUAUUUCGGAAAGAAUUAUGGUUUAGACUUCCCCAUGUUAGCCAUGGAUGUAGCACUUUCUCCCAUGAGAACGCAAGGACUGGAUCCCAUGUCGUCUGAUGCAUCUCCCAUGGUUAUAAACAUGACUCCUACAGUGGAACAAAAUGGGGAAGAGGAUGUCAUGAAGGACCUUGAUUCUAGCCAGCAGUAUGAAAAGCCGCCUCCUCUACACACUGGGGCCGAUUGGAAGAUUGUUCUUCACUUGCCAGAAAUUGAGACCUGGCUUCGAAUGACGUCUGAAAGAGUCAGGGAUCUGACCUACUCUGUCCAACAGGACUCGGACAGUAAGCAUGUGGAUGUGCACCUGGUGCAACUGAAGGAUAUUUGUGAAGAUAUAUCUGAUCACGUUGAACAAAUUCAUGCUCUACUAGAGACUGAGUUUUCCCUGAAGCUUCUGUCUUACUCUGUCAAUGUGAUAGUCGAUAUCCAUACAGUACAACUACUCUGGCACCAGCUACGUGUUUCUGUUCUGGUUCUGAGAGAGCGUAUUCUCCAGGGACUACAAGACGCCAAUGGAAACUACACCAGGCAGACUGAUAUUCUGCAAGCAUUUUCUGAAGAGACCAAGGAGGACCGUCUUGACUCUUUAACUGAAGUUGAUGAUUCUGGACAGUUAACCAUCAAAUGUUCUCAAAAUUACUUGUCACUGGAUUGUGGUAUUACUGCAUUUGAACUAUCUGACUACAGUCCUAGUGAGGAUUUGCUAGGUGUUCUGGAUGAUAUGACCUCCAGCCAAGGGAAAGCAAAAUCAUUUGAAUCCUGGAAUUACAGUGAGAUGGAAAAGGACUUUCCAGGACUUAUCAGAAGUGUGGGUUUACUUGCAGUAGCAACUGAUUCCAUUGCUUCCCAGUGUAAUGAAGCACUAAAUGAGAAAGAAACCCAUGUACCUCAUUCAGGAGAAGAUGGAGAAGAAAUCAAAGACAGGAAAGCACCACAAGAGCUGUCCCCUUGUGUGAACUCCUCUCUUUCUAAAGGACCUUGCUCUGAAGAUGGUGUUUCACCGACUGACAGCAAACCAGUUUCCACAUUAAAGAAACCAGAAUGCAAUCUUCCCCAGCACACCAGUGAAAAAAUCAAACAUUCUCACUGUGAAAACUCUACACCUAAGAGAUCCAUAAGAGACUGCUUUAACUAUAAUGAAGACUCCCCUACACAGCCUACAUUGCCAAAAAGAGGUCUAUUUCUGAAAGAUGAUGUGUUUAAAGACUAUGUGGAAGCCCAUGAUUUAAAAAGGCAAAUAUCUCAGAUAGUUAAAAAUGAAAUGAGCAGAAGUACACCAUCAUUGUUAGAUCCACCAGACAGGUCCAAGCUUUGCCUAGCUUUACAGUCACCCUACGCUAACAGCCCAUCUGCAGUUAGUCAGUCAUACGAUUGCUUAAAUACAAUAGGUGACAGAAAUCUUGAAUACACAACAAAGAAUCACUUUAAGGACAGUCCCUUAUGUCUAGGGAAAUCUAACUUCUAUAACCGUAAAGAAAAAUCAAAGCACAAGAAGUCUCAUGAUGCACCAGAGAAAGUGAAAGCUAGCAGAACACCUGGAGGUACAAGUAAAACGGCUUCACCAAUACAAGUGAAAAAAAGAGGACGUUCUUCUCUACAAAAUGGAAUUACUUCUCGUAACUGUCAGUCUCUGGAUGAGACAGAAACAGAUUCUUCUGUAUCAUCAGAUUCUUGUAACCAGAUAGACCCAAAUGGGCAAUCACAAGGUAAAACUGAGCCUUUUAUUUCACCAACACGAAGCCGAAAGAGUGCUUCCUCAGCUGGUUCUGAGCAUACCAACUCAUCACCUCUUCUACUCAGAAGAAAAAGUAAAAAAAGCUUCUCAUCAUCACCAAGCUAUACUCAAAAAAACAGUAAAGAUGGUGAGGUCUGGUAUGGAUCUGAUGAAUAUUUAGCACUUCCUUCACAUCUCAAACAAACUGAAGUAUUAGCUUUAAAACUAGAAAAUUUGACAAAGUUAUUGCCCCAAAAGCCCAGAAGAGGAACCAUUCAAAACAUCGAUGACUGGGAGCUGUCAGAAAUGAACUCAGAUUCAGAAAUGUAUCCAACGUACCAGACAAAAAAGCACAAAAAAAUGGGUAGAAUUUCACCAAGCUCUUCAAGUGACAUAGUAUCCUCCUUAGGUGACAGUAUUGAAUCUGGGCCUCUCAGUGAUAUUCUCUCUGAUGAAGAUCUUUCUAUGCCUGUAUCUUGCAUUAAAAAAUAUACUGAAGAAAAGACAGAACGGACUGCUGUCACCCAGCCCACUGAGAAUGAGACUUCUGCCUCAAAUAAAUCAGCUUUAAUUCAUCAACUGAUGCAAGAUAUACAACAUCAAGAGAAUUAUGAAGCCAUAUGGGAAAAAAUUGAGGGGUUUGUAAGCAAGCUGGAUGAAUUCAUUCACUGGUUAAAUGAAGCCAUGGAAACAACAGAGAAUUGGACUCCUCCUAAAGCAGAGACAGACAGCCUUAAACUGUACCUGGAGACACACUUGAGUUUUAAGUUGAAUGUAGAUAGCCACUGUGCUUUAAAAGAAGCAGUGGUAGAAGAAGGACGUCAACUUCUUGAGCUUAUUGUAUCUCACAAAUCAGAAGGACUGAAGGACAUGCUGCAGAUGAUUGCAAGUCAAUGGAAGGAACUACAGAGGCAAAUCAAACGGCAACACAGCUGGAUUCUUAGGGCUCUGGAUAUCAUCAAAGCAGAGAUACUGGCUACUGAUGUGUCUGUAGAGAAUGAGGAAGGGACUGGGAGCCCUAAGGCUGAGGUUCAGCUAUGCUAUCUGGAAGCACAAAGAGAUGCUGUUGAACAGAUGUCCUUAAAGCUGUACAGUGAGCAGUACAACAGUAGCAGCAAGCGAAAGGAAGAGUUUGCUGAUAUGUCAAAAGUUCACACAGUGGGAAGUAAUAGCCUUUUGGACUUUGAUUCAGAAUACCAGGAGCUCUGGGAUUGGCUGAUUGACAUGGAAUCCAUCGUGAUGGACAGCCAUGACCUGAUGAUGUCAGAGGAGCAGCAGCAGCAUCUUUACAAGAGAUACAAUGUAGAAAUGUCAAUCAGGCACCCGAAAAAGAUGGAACUGCUUAGUAAGGUUGAAGCUCUGAAGAAAAGUGGUGUUUUACUACCAAAUGAUCUCCUUGAAAAAGUGGAUUCAAUUAAUGAAAAAUGGGAACUGCUUGGGAAAACCCUAGGAGAGAAGAUCCAAGACACAAUGGUAGGGCACAGUGGGUUAGGUCCACGUGACCUGCUCUCGCCUGAAAGCGGCAGCCUGGUAAGGCAGCUGGAGGUCAGGAUCAAAGAACUGAAAGGGUGGCUGAGAGAUACAGAGCUUUUCAUCUUCAAUUCCUGUCUGAGACAAGAAAAUGAAGGAACAAUGAAUACUGAGAAACAACUGCAAUAUUUUAAGUCUCUAUGCUGUGAGAUCAAACACAGGCGCCGUGGGGUAGCCUCUGUGCUGCGACUGUGCCAACACCUUCUGGAUGACCAGGAGACCUGCAACCUGAAUGCAGAUCACCAGUCCAUGCAGCUGAUAAUCGUAAACCUUGAGAGGAGGUGGGAAGCCAUUGUCAUGCAAGCUGUCCAGUGGCAAACUAGACUACAGAAGAGACUGGAAAACGUCUCGGAGCCUUUGAAUGUUAUUGAUCCCAGUUUGAUGGAUCUAAAUGGUCCAAGUGAAGAUGCGCUGGAAUGGGAUGAAACUGACAUCAGUAAUAAGUUGAUCAGUCUUCAUGAAGACUUAAGUGAUCCUGAUCAAGAACUCAAGAAGGAUGAUCCGAGCCAGAAAGCUGCCUCAGGAGAAUGCGGUGAUAACAAUGUGAAUGAAGAUGAAAGUGUCAGCAAUCAUGGAAGUCCUCUUUAUUGUCACAGCAUUACUUCUCCUCCAAAUCCUCACAUUUAUCAGGUCUACAGUCUUCAUAAUAUUGAAUUAUCGGAAAAAAACCACAUGCCAUUUUUUAAAGAGAACUCCAAACUCUCCAGUGUAACACAGUCUAACAUUUUAAACAAAAGUCUUAGCAAAGACUCUUCAUUUUCAUCUACCAAAUCCCUGCCAGACCAAAUAGGGGGGACCACAUUGGCAAAACCGUAUAACUACAUGUAUCAGAGUGGAAACCUAAGCAGGCAUUCCGAGAGUGAGAGUGGGAUAGUGAGUGAAUGUGAUACAGAAACUACAAAUAAUUCAGACAUUUUUUUGCUAAAUGAUAUUGAAAGCAGUCAGAGUAAUCCUGAAAUUGGGCAUGCAGAAACUCAAGUGAAUGGUAUGGAUGAUGUAAUAAAACAAAAAGUAAAACAAGAUGAAGAAUACCACGCUAAUCUCUCAGAUGAUUUCCAGUUGGCACCUUCUGCAUGUUGUGGAAGUGAAAAUGAUGAGGAUUUGGACAGUGUUACCAUUCAUAACCCUGCAUGUCUAGAAGAAUUGCAAGGAAAACGUGAUGUGUUUACAUUUUAUGAUUACUCAUAUCUUCAAGGCUCCAAAUUCAAAUUACCAGUGAUGAUGAAACAAUCACAGAUUGAAAAAACGCACACAGAGGGCAGUUUUUCUCAUGGCUUUUGUUUUGAUAAAAUACCUGGUAAAUCUGAACAUAAGCCUGGAGAGUCACAACCAGAUGGGUUUAUUCAUGACCAUACUCCUGCAAGUAUCUCUGGAGAAUCAGAUCCCAAUUCCUGUAAAUCUGCAGAAAAUGUAAGAAAAUUAACUGUAACAGAGAAUGCAAGACAGGUUUCAACUUUAUCUCAUAGUUCUUCGUUAGAAUCUCUGUCUGUAGUAGGUGAUUUGUUCAGCUCAUGUAUUUUUAAAGGUGGAGACAGUCUUCAGCGAAGUGCUUCUUUGGAGAGCUGGCUGACUUCCUACAAAAGCAACGAAGAUCUUUUUAGUCAUCAUGGCUCAGGAGACGUAAGUGCAAGCAGUGAUUCUGUUGGAGAGCUCAGCAAAAGGACAUUAGAUCUUUUGAAUCGCUUAGAGAAUAUCCAGAGUCCUCUAGAGCAAAAGAUAAAGCGCAGCAUCUCUGAUAUAACACUCCAAAGUAGCUCUCAAAAAAUGUCUUUCACUGGACAGCUGUCUUUAGAUAUUGCAUCGUCAAUCAACGAAGACUCAGCAGCUUCUCUAACUGAGCUCAGCAGCAGUGAGGAUCUUUCUCUCUGCUCUGAAGACAUUGCACUGCACAGAAAUAAAAUACCAGAUUCAAAUGCAUCGUUUAGAAAACAUCUUAAUAGAUCUGUAGCUGAUGAGAGUGAUGUCAAUGUUAGCAUGAUUGUUAAUGUCUCCUGCACUUCUGCUUGUACUGAUGAUGAAGAUGAUAGUGAUUUGCUUUCAAGUUCCACCCUUACCUUAACUGAGGAAGAGCUGGGUAUCAAAGAUGAAGAUGAUGACUCCAGUAUAGCAACUGAUGAGGAUAUAUAUGAGGAAUGCAAUUUAAUUUCAGGACUUGAUUAUAUAAAAAAUGAACUCCAGACAUGGAUUAGACCAAAAUUUUCUUUGACAAGGGAGAAGAGAAAAAGUAACCUCAGUGAUGAAAUUCAGCGCAGUAAAGAAGUUAGUAAUGAGACAACAAAAGCCACAGACACGUUAAGCCUUGAAACACUAUUGAAUGGUUCAGUACAGAAAAUAUCAGAAAAUAAUGGCAAUAGUAAGAAUGCACCACGUAAUUGUGUAAAAGGGACAAAGAGCCACCUGAUGAAAGAUAUUUCUCAGGUUGUGAAGGAUCAGCUUGUGGAUGAUAUGGAGAAUGGAAAUGUUGAAAAUACUCUUGGCGGUCAAAAGGAAAGUCUUGUUAGAACAUCAGCAACUCCCAAGACUCAUGCAUCACUUGAUGUCAGAGAAGCUGAAAGUGAAUGUUGUGUCUGUGAAGCAUUUACAGACAGUUCAGAUGAUUCACAUAUGGAAGGCAAGGAGACUGUUCUGGCAUCAGAUGGAUCCAGAAGCCCUCCAAAAGAAUGUCAAAGUCAUCUUCAGCCUGAUUGUCACUGUGUUCCUUCCACUCCUGCUAAAAAGCCCUGUCGUGAAUCUUCCUCAGAAAUGAAUUGUGUGAACAUACAAGAUACAGCUUUACAAACAUCCUUACCUAAGGGUCAACAACAUACAAUAAGUAUCACUGAAAAAUCUACAGGUUGCUGUACAGCCUUGAAAUCCAAUGAAGCAGAAUGCACCUCCUCAUCCAAUGGUCUUGAUUUGUUCUGUAACUGUGAAUCUCCUGCUUUUGAUAAAAGAAACAUGGAAGAUGUCUCAGUACACAAUUUUGUGAGGGAGAUAAUAGAUAUGGCAUCAACAGCUUUAAAAAAUAAGUCGCAACCUGAAUGUGAGCUAUCUGCUCCAGCUUCAUUAGCACAGAUUAAGGAAAAAGUGUUAGAACACUCUCACAGACCCAUUCAUUUAAGAAAGGGGGACUUCUAUUCUUAUCUUUCACUUUCUUCGCAUGAUAGUGACUGCGGAGAGGUAAUCAAAUAUAUAGAAGAAAAGAGCAGUACUCCUGUGCCAUUGGACUUCACAGAUGAGAGAGAAAAUAUUGAAUGCUUUUUUGAAGCCUGUCCUGAGGAAGAACAGGUUGAGCAGCAGCAAUCCAUUUCUAAUGGUACCCCUGAAGAACGAGUUGAGCAGCAGCAACCUAUUUCUAACACUAUUUCUGAAACAUUUCCAGAGUCACAAGGUGAAGUGAUUCUAGAGUCAUUAGAAGUUGCUAAAACUUCAUCUGAAGGUCAGGAUUUAUCUUUCUUCCGUGAUGAUGAUGAUAUAAACAUCCCCAAUCCUAAUAAAAAAGUUGCACCAAUCAAUUUGAAGAACGCUGAUGAUGAUUUUCUGAUUUCAGGCAGGCAAACUGAAGGUUUGGAAAAGAAUUCUAAAGAGCUUAGCGCUAAAAAGAGUAAUACAGGAAAAUCACCUGGAACUGAAGAGCCCAAAGGUUAUGUAGCUGCUUCUGAAGAGGCUUCAUCUAUGGAGUUUCAGUUAGAGCCUGGCCAUUCACAGAAAAAGGAUGUUUUGCGUCAGAACAGUAAAACUCUAACUUGUGAGGAACAUCUCCUGAAUCUUCAUGAGGAAAGACAUAUAAAUAUGCACAGAUAGAAUGAAACCCUCUCCAGGCAUGUACAUUAUCCUAAAACCAGAAACUUGGCUGCAAUUCAGGUGCAGGUUCAUCCUGUAAACCCUGGGAUGACCUCCAAUUCCAUUGUAUCACUGCCUUUCAUUACACUGACUCCCAAGACAAAUUUUCUUUCCAAAUGUGAUUUGUCCAUGUUGGCUUUGUGAUCAGACUGCAUAUGCUAGUCCUAUUGCAAUGAUCAGUUUGUUUUGUAGCAAAGCCAUUUGCUUUCAUAUGGAUUCCUGUCCCAAGCUACCUCUAAUGACCUCCCCUUCCUCAACUGGAUGCUCCUGUAUUACUUUUCACUGGUUCUGUUCUUUAAAGUUCUGAAGUUCCACAGAAUUCACAAUCUGACUCAUCUUUUCAGAACUGUACCUGUCAGCGCUCUUCUAUUUGUGUAUCAAAUAUAAUAUUUCUGUGUAUAAUGCAUAAGUUUAUUCAAACUAUUUUACUUUUAACGUGACAAUUCUGUUGGAUUGCAGCAAAAAGAAGUCAUUAGCCCUCCUGAUUCAAUACAUUGAAAAAUUAGGCAAUGAGAAUAAAUGGCAUUUUAUUUAUUUAAUUUUAAGAUUUAAUCUAUGCAACACUUCAGGAAACAACUACAUGGUGUUGUGUAUUAGUAACUGUUGACAUUCUACUGAAUUAACUACAACAUUUUGGGGUUUUAUGCUUCUUGAGGUGGUAAUGAGAAAAAAAGUUUUUUAAAAAUGUGUGCCUUGCUGUAUUUCUUAUACCAUUUAUUAAAAAGCUGCUUUCACAGUAAAAUUAUGUUGAUUUGAAAGGAGGAAAUAGCAAGGUUAAGACGUGUGAAUAAUUUCUGUAUAUAUGUAUAACCAAGUGCAAACAUUGAUGUAUAAUGACAAUAUAAAAUGCUUUCAUGUUUGUGAUGUCCAGUGAUGUGGAAAAUAUAAGCCUUAAAACCAUUAGAUUGCAUGGUAAUUAGAACUGGCAUAAUAAACAUAGUUUAUUGAGGAAAAAAAAAAGCAGAACUGGUGAUCUGUUUUACCUGCGUUCCAAGAACAGAAUGCUUUAUCCAAGUACAGAAGAAUACGGUUUUGUUUGCAAAUAUUCCUAGCUGUGCAAUUCCAUUGCUGGUGAAGAUUUGUAUUACCCGGCUCAGAGGCAGAGAGCCUUUUCAUUAAAGAUUCUGCAGGUAUUUGAGGCCGAACAAGGAGACACAAAUAUUUAGUAGUUUAAACUAGUACUGCCAACUGCAGUGGUGGCAAUAAUCAAGGACAUCGGUAUAGCAGAUCUUUCCUUUGUUUAUCAUGAACGGUUUGUUGUCUGGUUCUUAAAAUGUCAUCGAUUUACAUAACUACGUUGAAUAAUCUUUAUAUGUAUAUAUAGACACUCUUGCAGUUGGCUGUUUCCAUGACUUAGAAGGUACAUUGUUGACAUCUUUAUCUUGUGCUAAAAGUACAUCGGGUGGCCAAAACGAGCCAGACAGCUUUAUGACCUAUCUCUGCAAUCAUGGCAUUCGUCUCCUAAAAGCAGUAUUGGGAAGGGAUGUCAGGAAAGUUAAAAGCCAAGAAAUACUCUCCCAUACCAUCUCUUAGCAUUAUUUUUCUAAGUAUAUAAAUCUUUACAAAAACCUUCACCAUUAAUCUUCAUUUAAAAAGUAUGCAUCAAUUUUACAAGCUUAGCCUAGUAGCUUAGACAAACUAUACUGAGCAGCUCAUGUAUUCGUGCAACACAGAGGGAACAGGUCUUGAAAACAACCACCCCCAUAUCUUCCAGAUUAUUAGCACCUUCCUAUUACUGCAAGAAACAAAUUAUUUCACUUUCAAUAUGAAUUUCCAGUGCAUAAUCUUGAGUAGGACAGAGUGUGGGUAAGGCAGCAGAAACAACUCUUAGCUUAAAAAAAAAGUGUAAUUAAUAAGUAAUUUUUAAGAAAGCUGUUUGAAUCCAUGAAGUUUUCUACUCCUGUGUAUCUUGUAUCAUGUAGAAAUCUAAUAGAUUAACCUAUAAUUACCUGAAAUGUGUAACUGUAUAGCUAAAGAUCACUUUAAUAUUUUUAAAAUAUUUUUAAUUAUAUAUAAAGUAAUUUGGAAUAUAGCUCAAUUUUAGUAAAAUAUUUAUGAUGAUAAUUAUGUUCAUCUAUGAAUUAUUUCAAAUAUGAUUUUAAAAAUGGUCUUGACAUGUGAAUUGAGUUUGGAAUAAUUCUUCUUUUCUCCCUAGCAAUUUCAGAUAUAUAUUUUAUUUUUUUAAACUUAGUUUGACUAUAGUCAUACCUUACACUAUGACAACAGGAAAGCUAAUAAGUCAGCGGCUUUUCAUAUCUGUCAUCUCACUCAACUGACUAUGCAGAACUCCAUCAAUUACUUCUACCAUUCUAUUAGGCCAUUUGCCACAAAUUCGCUUUUUUUCCUGAGGGAAAAUAGUAGUACUUGUCAAAUCAAUAAACCACAUAUUCAUCAUACAAUAUCUGAAAUAGUAUAUGGUCACAACUCAAGUUUCUGUGGUUCUGUUCAGAGAUAUCCUUAACAUUUUAAUUUCACCAGCACUUCCAGAUCUACAUUAUUCGUCUCAUGAGAUACAGUCAUUAAUUUCAUCACUGUGACACAAGACCCACCAUUAUCACCUUUUCCUGGUUUUGGCAUGGUUAGAAGGUUUACCCUUCUAUAUUUUUCUUCUCAGAAUAUAUUGACUUUGUUGUCAGUAAAAAUUAAUUUCUAAAGGAAGAGAAAUCUCCGAUAUAUAUCCUACAGGAUUUGUUCGUGUCUUAGUAUAAGUCAUAUGCUUAUGGCCAAAUAAGAACUUGCAAGAAGUUCUAGUGCUAACUCCCUAAAGAAAUAUGUUGAUAUAGUGUAAAAUUAAUGUUGAUGUACCAAUAUUCUCUCUAAAAUCAGCCCAUACAUGGAUUUCUGUAUGGGCUGGACAAGGGGGAAUGGCCUGAAGCUCCACCAGGGGAGGUUCAGGCUAGAUAUAAGAAAAAAAACUCUUCACGGAAAGAGUCAUUGGGCACUGGAACAGCUGCCCAGGGAGGUGGUCGAGUCACCUUCCCUGGAGGUGUUUAAGGAACGGGUGGAUGAAGUGCUUAGGAAC